UGAAAAUAUUGGGACAAUGAGAGCCGAGACGCCAAUGAAACGCCCUAAGGUUCGUUCAGAUACUCAAGUUCAAGUAAAAGACUAUUAGAACUUAUAUAAGUAUCUGUCGAACCUUCCGUAUUUCCCUUAUGCACCAUCAUGAGCUCCACUCCGGCCCAUAAUGAUGCUGAGGCAGGUUCGACUCGAGUGUCUAAUGUGCAGAAAAAAACAACGUUCGAAGAUGAAGAAGGCCAAGUACGAGAAUCGAAGAGACGUCGGCUCAUUCGUCUGCCGUUCGUAGUGCCCUUGAUUGGCAUUACGAUUGCUGUGGCCGCCAUCAUAUCUGCCGUAAUUUCAAAAUUGAUGUUUAACUGUGUCGAUACAACGAUCGAUGAUAUGACCUCGAUCUUGCGCACGAGCACGGUAGAAAGAGCUCACGAAAGCGUUCAAUCCAUCGUGCAAAUAAGUACAAACAUUACGUAUUCUCUCGUUAUGGAUCGACGGGUGCGAAUGUUCCUUACCCAAAUGCAAGCGAAUGAUACCACCCCAAUGAUGAGCGAUCCGGAUGUCUACUCACGGCUAUGGGCUUCCGGCGCCAAUUACUCUUUUAUCCAUAACGUGGCUCUCAUGCUAGACACACAGGAGUACCUUGCUAUUGCCGUGCCCAGAUCCAAAAUCUUUGUUUUUCAAGAUUCCACCACGUUCAAUGCGACAUUGAACACCACAAAUCUUUACCGCCGUGGAGUUGGUGGAGUCAAUAGUAAUGGCGACGUGCAAUUAGUUGGAGCGAGUGCUUAUCAAUCACCACAUUUGUGGCCACCUUUUACAAAACCGUCGUUUGCGAGUGGUAAUAGUAUUGGUAAAUGGCAGAGCGCUGUUCCUGCAGGAACCGAAUUCUAUUAUCAGAUUAUGUGGUGGAUAUGGCCCGAUCUGCCACCGGGCAAAGCGGAUCCGAGUGUCCAACCCUUUGCUCACUCGAUGGUAGCCAUGUCUGUGAGCACCAUUGAGGCCUUCCUUCAGACUAUCAAAAUUAGCCCGAAUGCCGUGGUUUCCUUAUGGGAUCCCAACUCUAACAACGCCGUCUACUGCAGAAUGAUCGCUGCCAGUGUUGCAGGUGUAAGCGGAAACCGCACCUACCGGUAUUCCGUCUUCGAGACCCCACAAUCGUUGAUUCGACAGACCGCAAACUAUAUGCGCAGUCUAUACCCCUCCGCCGCGAGCAUUCCAGACAAUCUAGCAUCGACAUUUAUCAAGGAAGACGGUAGUGGUGUCAUCCUUGUCAACAGCCGUCGUGUAACCGACCCCUAUGGUCUCAAUUGGCUUCUAGUGGUAUCUGUCCCUAGAGAUGACUAUCUUGGCACGGUGAAUCAGACUCGCAAGACGGUGAUAGCAGCCGUGGCAGGGACGGUAGUGGGUAUGACUGUUGUGGCAGUUUGCGUUGCCUAUGCGCUUGUCUACCCGAUCAGAAAGCUAUCCGAAACAAUGGUGGACGCCACGGCGUUUGAUUUCUCGGCGAUCCGAGAUGGCUAUCUCACUCAAAACAGUCUCUUUGAGCCCUUGGAGAUUGCAAGGUGUAAAGAAGUGUUCAGCAUCAUGUUGACGAGAUUUGCAACUGCUAUUCAAGUGAAUAAGAAAUUGGCGGGUAGAUCAGUUGGAGCAGCAUCUGCGAGGCAGUCCCAAGUUAGGGACGCAAGUAUGAUGCAAGGUUCGGUUGAUGAAGCGGAAUAGGGAAUGGCUGUCCUUGAAGGCUUGUAUUUUCUUUUUUAAUAAAAUUGGAAUUCCAAUGGGCA
Messenger RNA from Spizellomyces punctatus DAOM BR117, 1769 nucleotides. RefSeq lists its product as uncharacterized. The record is from RefSeq and is a predicted model, not a curated record. Lineage: Eukaryota; Fungi; Chytridiomycota; Chytridiomycetes; Spizellomycetales; Spizellomycetaceae. The coding region runs from base 139 to 1707 and encodes 522 amino acids. The transcript has 7 exons.